CCGUAGAAAAAACAUAACAAAUAUAGCGCCACAAUCUUUUACCAGGGGCAUAGUCAAAGUCCAGCUUGAGUUGUGCGCGGCUAUAACAAAUACUACAUACAAGACAGAGGAUCGCUCGCCCGCCUCCUUCUCAUUUCCGAGCAAGCCACCUGCGGCACGACAUUUGAGCAGGAUUCUGACGAGGGGCCUACAGGAGUUAUCUUCCAGCAGAAUGCCGAGCCAGCUUGAGGGUGCCAUGGGUGCGCUGAUAACGGUUUUCUACAACUACUCUGGGAACGAUGGAGAUAAACACAAGCUCAACAAGGGCGAGCUGAAGGAGCUGCUGCACAGCGAGCUCACAGACUUCCUCAUGUCUCAGAAAGAUCCCAUGCUGGUGGAGAAAAUCAUGAACGAUCUGGACACCAACAAAGACAACGAGGUGGAUUUCAAUGAGUUCGUCGUGUUGGUGGCGGCCCUGACCGUGGCCUGUAACGACUUCUUCCAAGAGCAGAACAAGAAUGCCAAAUAGACAUCUGGAAACAAAUGUAAAUCUCAAAUCUGCAGUUUAAUCACCCUCGUUUCAUAUGUGAUGCAUGUACAAUUAAGCCCGCAUUCUUUGAAGACUCCUUUAUCUGCUUGAAAUAAGAGUAGUUGCUAUUGCUAAUUAGCUCUGUGACAUUUCCCUUGAAAAACAUUGUCGUCAUCUGAAACUGUGUCUGUAUCCCCUGAUUGUGUCCCAACAGAUGCCCCAGUCGACACGCUCUCCUUCUUCCUCAACUUUAAAUGUCAAAUGUAUAAUAUCUGAUAUUUUCCCUGAUGGUUCAUUAGGCAGGAAACAUUUUUCUCCCCUGUCAGUUUAGCUCUCAGCUCCCAGGAGAAAUGUUCUCCAACCCCUCUGUGCGGUGAAGCUAGAGUCAUGGAAAAAAGUGUACGUGUUUAGCAAUGCUCCCUUCUGCUGUAUGUUCCGGCUCUUGUUUAGAUGCUCGUUUCUUUCCAGAUGCUAUUUGUUUUUUGUUUUUUUUCUAAUAAAACUGUAUGGAUUUGACUUCAGUUCCAAUUUAUUCUUGAAACCUGCUGUGUUCACGUUAAGCCUUGUCAGUAAAGUUGUCUGCCAUUUGCUGAAAAAACAGAA
This is a messenger RNA of Gambusia affinis (western mosquitofish), 1111 nucleotides long. It is a transcript of the gene s100z, whose product is annotated as S100 calcium binding protein Z. The coding region runs from base 212 to 508 and encodes 98 amino acids. The record is from RefSeq and is a predicted model, not a curated record. The transcript has 4 exons. Gene Ontology annotation, cellular component: cytoplasm. Lineage: Eukaryota; Metazoa; Chordata; Actinopteri; Cyprinodontiformes; Poeciliidae. Gene Ontology annotation, molecular function: calcium ion binding.